Chlorella variabilis is the source of this 627-nucleotide messenger RNA. RefSeq lists its product as hypothetical. Bases 1 to 627 code for a protein of 208 amino acids. NCBI's taxonomy places the organism in Eukaryota, Viridiplantae, Chlorophyta, Trebouxiophyceae, Chlorellales, Chlorellaceae. Gene Ontology annotation, molecular function: protein binding. The transcript has 6 exons. The record is from RefSeq and is a predicted model, not a curated record.
AUGCGCUGCAGGCAGCCUGGCCAGCCGCUGCAGCAGUCCGCAGCCCACGGGGCCACGCUCCGCGGCGGCAGCUUGCCCCGCUCCGGGCGGCGGCGCGGCUGGCGCUGCCGUGGCGGCGUCGACGACAAGGUUCUGUACACAGAAGAGUUGCCGCUGUCCAAGCUGCAGCAGCAGCUGGACCAGGUGAUCGACGACGAGGACUACGAGGCGGCUGCGCAGCUGCGAGAUGUGAUACAGCGGCGCCGGUUUGACAGCCGGCUGGCGGUGGAGGAGGCCAACGAGCGCUUCUACAAGGCUUUCCAGAGCGGCAGCCUGGCCGCCAUGUCCGAGGUGUGGGGCAAGGGGGAGCACGUCCAGUGCAUCCACCCGCUGUGCGGCUGCAUCGCGGGGCGGCAAGCGGUGAUGGAGAGCUGGAAGGCGAUCCUGGGGUCUGCCCGCAUGCGGAUAGAGGUGGAGGAUGUUCGCAUCUUUGCCUCCGACAGCCAAGCCUUUGUGACCUGCCUGGAGCUGACAGAGUCUGGGCAGAACAGGGGCAGGAUCGCGGCCACCAAUGUGUUUGAGAAGCAGGGCGGCGUGUGGAAGCUGGUGCACCACCACGGCAGCCCCAUGCCGCCGGGGGCGCGGUGA